Messenger RNA from Sinocyclocheilus rhinocerous, 1972 nucleotides. Its product is annotated as tetratricopeptide repeat protein 39B-like. Lineage: Eukaryota; Metazoa; Chordata; Actinopteri; Cypriniformes; Cyprinidae. Gene Ontology annotation, molecular function: protein binding. The record is from RefSeq and is a predicted model, not a curated record. Bases 216 to 1571 code for a protein of 451 amino acids. The transcript is spliced from 14 exons.
GAUCAUUCUAAAUGUAUUUUAUUAGACUGAAUCAUGCAGUGAAAGAACGCACUCUAAACGCGCACUCGCUCUAGUCUAGACUUCACAUAAUGAAAGCAUGCGCUCUGUAGCGGUGUUUUGAAUGGUUUUUGCAAAAUACUCGAUAAUGUCAAAACGUGUUUGUGUGGAGUUCUCACUCGUGUGUGUGUGUGUGUGUGUGUGUGUUUGUAGAGGAGAUGCAUGCGGAGAUCUGCUACGCUGAGUGUUUGCUGCAGAAAGCCACGCUAACAUUCAUACAGGAUGAAAACAUGAUCAGUUUUAUUAAAGGAGGUAUUAAAAUACGCACAAGUUAUCAAAUUUACAAGGACUGCCAGAGUUUGUCUAACAUGUCUCAGGGAGUGGGCGGAGACAGCGAGGCCUUCAGACAGUUUGAGGGCGGAGUCAAGCUGGGGAUUGGCUCCUUCAACCUGAUGCUGUCUCUACUACCUGCAAGAAUCCUUCGACUGCUGGAGUUUAUCGGCUUCUCAGGGAACAGAGAGUUUGGUUUGUCUCAGCUGCGGGACGGCGCUGGCAGUCACAGUCUCAGGUCUAUCUUGUGUGUCCUGACGCUGCUCCUCUACCACACUUACGUCUGUCUGAUUCUGGGCACUGGUGAGGGGAAUCUGGUGGAGGCCGAGGCUUUAUUAGAGCCCUACAUAGAGCGAUUUCCACGGGGCGCAAUCAUCCUGUUUUACUCGGCUCGGAUCGGCUUACUGAGGGGAAACUUUGAGAACGCGCUGGUGAAGUUCCAGGAGUGUAUCUCGGCACAGCAGCAGUGGCGUCAGAUCCAUCAUCUGUGUUAUUGGGAGCUGAUGUGGUGUCACUCGUUCCAGCAGCAGUGGAGAGAAGCGUAUCGAUACGCAGACCUGCUGUGCCGAGAGAGCCGCUGGUCUAAAGCCAUCUACAUGUAUCAGAAAGCUGCGAUCCUGAGCAUGAUGUCUGAGGAGGAGCUGAAGACGACUGGAGAGGAUGUGGUGGAGCUGUUCAGGCAGGUGGAGGGACUGAAGCAGCGGCUGGCCGGGAAAUCCAUCCCUACAGAGAAGUUCGCCAUCAGGAAAUCACGCAGAUACUCCUCAGACACGCCCGUUAAACUGGUGAUUCCCGCGCUGGAAAUGAUGUACGUGUGGAAUGGCUUCACCAUCGUUGGGAAGCGUGCAGACGCCACUGAGAGUUUACUGAUCACCAUCGAGAGAGCAGAAGAGCAGCUGCGCAACGAUCCCAACCCAUCUGUGUUUCACCCUGACGAUCAGUGUCUGGUUCAGAUGCUGAAGGGUUUGUGUUUGAAGUAUCUGGGCCGAUUGCUGCAGGCCGAGCUCUGCUUCACACAAGUGUUGAGCAGCGAGAAGCUCAUCCGUUACGAUCACUAUCUGAUCCCCUUCACUCUCUAUGAGCUGGGUUUACUCUACAAGCAGCAGGGCAACUACGUCAAAGCCAUGCGCUUCAUCGAGGACGCCAAGUUGAAUUAUAAGGAUUAUUCGAUGGAGUCUCGUCUUCAUUUCCGCAUCCACGCGGCUCUCAGCAGUCUGAAGGGUUCUCCGACAAACUCGCCGUGAUGAAGGACAACGUUCGACCGGAUGAUCAGCACGCGACAAGCACAUUACGACCGUCAUCGAAGCACCAAAGCAGCGCGGUGUAGCGACCGUAGAAAAACACAUUCAUCAACCAUUUCAAACCAAAGCCUCCCCAGUCAUCAGUAACGUCAAAACUAGCAUCUGUGUACCUCAAACCUGAACAUCUGAACACUUAUUUGUUGUCGUUCAUUUAAAUACAGAGUUGUACGUUUGUUCAGCCAAUCAGACGGCUGAAGAAACUCGCUGACGUCCAAUCAGAAAACAGCUGCUGUAAUGAAUGUAACGUUUUACUUUGAAGACCAAAUCCGUUUGUCCGUGAGUGUGUGAGUGAGUGAGUGUGUGUGUGAGAGAGUGAGUGCGUGAGUGAGUGAGUGAGUGUGUGU